AUGUCACUCAAGCAAUAUCUUGUCAUUGGUCGCCCAUACCCAACAAAGGAAAUUCCAAACCCACCAGCUGUCCGCGUUCAGGUAUUCGCUCCAGAUGAGGUCAUUGCCAAGUCCAAGUUCUGGACAGUUGCUCAGCGCAUUGCUCGUCUGAAGAAGGCUCACGGUGAAGUCCUUGCCGUCAAGCACGUUAUCGAACCAGAACCAACACGCGUAAAGAACUACGGCGUUUGGCUCUCCUACCGUUCAACACGCAACCAUCACAACGUUUACAAGGAGUACCGUGACACAACAACAGAGGGUGCUGCUACAAAGAUGCUCGCUGAGUUGGCCGGAACACACGAUGUUUCUGCCGAUAACAUCAGCAUCAUCAAGAUUGCCGAAGUCGCUGAUAAGGAUCUUGUUCACAAGAACAUUUCUCAGUUCACACACGAGAACAUCAAGUUCCCAAUGCUCAAGCAGUCCAUCCGCGCUCCAACAGCUUCCGCAAGAAAGGUCUUCGCAGCUACCCGCCCAACAGUCUGUGGCUUCUAA
Messenger RNA from Trichomonas vaginalis G3, 531 nucleotides. Its product is annotated as structural constituent of ribosome. The coding region runs from base 1 to 531 and encodes 176 amino acids. Gene Ontology annotation, biological process: translation. The transcript has a single exon. Gene Ontology annotation, cellular component: ribosome; cytosolic large ribosomal subunit. NCBI's taxonomy places the organism in Eukaryota, Parabasalia, Trichomonadida, Trichomonadidae. Gene Ontology annotation, molecular function: structural constituent of ribosome. The record is from RefSeq and is a predicted model, not a curated record.